This is a messenger RNA of Fraxinus pennsylvanica, 1011 nucleotides long. Lineage: Eukaryota; Viridiplantae; Streptophyta; Magnoliopsida; Lamiales; Oleaceae. The record is from the annotation of a GenBank genome assembly.
AUGGUGUACACAUCAAUUGUUCAAUCCUCGAUUUCAAUUCUCUCUCCUUCGCCCAGAUUCUAUUCACACACUAAAAUCCCAUAUCGAAUACCUCAAAUCCUCCCAUCUUCGCCAUUAAUCCCUGUUCUCAAGCUUCAAGUUGCUCCCACCAGAGGAUUAUGUACUGUAUGCUGUUAUAAGAACAAUUCUAGUCAAGAAUCUGAUAAAAAGGAGGCCGGACUGAAUUGGCGAAUAUUGAAACGAUGGGAUGUGCCUUGGAAUUGGCAAACAAUUUCUUUGACAUCACUUGCAUGCGGAUUGAGUUUUGUUUUGACAGGACUGAUUGAGGCAGCAGCAAUACCAUACACGGGACUUAAAAUUGAAGAAUUAAGUUUGGAUGAAAAAGCAGAAAUUCUAUUUGUGGAUCAAUCCAUUGCAACUGCAGUGGUGCUUGGUGUUCUAUAUAGUCUCACAAAGUCAUUCUCUCCACUUCCUGAUGACAUUUAUCGAUAUGAUUUGAAGGAACCUUUCAAUUUUCAAAAAGGCUGGUUGUUGUGGGCCGGAAUUGGUCUAGGUGGAGCUCUAGGUGCUAUUGCCCUAACAGGUGUUGUGAUGUCUUUUGUCAAUGGUGAGGCUCCACAACGAGAGACUGAUGCUCUUGUCCGCCUCCUUCCAUUGAUUGGAUCUUCGAGUAUCAGCACUGCCUGCUUGGUAGGUAUCACAGGUGUCCUAGCACCUAUUCUUGAGGAGACUGUGUUCAGAGGUUUUUUUUUGGUGUCUCUAACCAAGUGGUUGCCAACGCCACUUGCUGUGCUUAUCAGUGCUGCUGUUUUUGCAGUUGCACAUCUCACUCCUGGAGAAUUUCCUCAGCUGUUUGUUCUUGGCACUGCUUUGGGAUUUUCAUAUACUCAAACCCGCAACCUUCUCACCCCAAUCACGAUUCAUGCCUUUUGGAACUCGGGAGUUAUCUUGCUUCUCACCUUCCUUCAGCUCCAAGGAUAUGAUAUCAAGGAAUUGUUACAAGCAUCUUGA